This is a messenger RNA of Xyrauchen texanus (razorback sucker), 2718 nucleotides long. RefSeq names its product leucine zipper putative tumor suppressor 3. NCBI's taxonomy places the organism in Eukaryota, Metazoa, Chordata, Actinopteri, Cypriniformes, Catostomidae. The record is from RefSeq and is a predicted model, not a curated record. Gene Ontology annotation, biological process: regulation of dendritic spine morphogenesis. Gene Ontology annotation, cellular component: dendritic spine. The transcript has 6 exons. Bases 178 to 2526 code for a protein of 782 amino acids.
CGUCGCGCAGUUUCACACGUUCAUUUACGCCGCAGCAGCAGCGCAUCAUCCGGACAGACAGAGAGACGCGCCGCGCGGAUCCGCCGUGAGACAUGUGUGUGUGUGCGACCCAGCUCACUUCAUGCCUCUGUGUGUUGGCGUCACGGUUGGCGCAGUGAAGCACUCGCGGCUCCUGGCAUGGGCAGUGUAGGGAGCGGUGCGUCAAGUCAACGGCCCAUCACCAUGCGCAGCGUGGGCACUCGCACGACUCCUAACGGCCCACUGGCGGCCGCACCGCCUCCUAACUCCGCCCGCCGACGGCUGGACGACCGCAGCUUUAGCGCCGACCGAAUCCCCGGUCCAAGCACUAAGGCAAAGGGUGUCUCCGCCGACAGCUACAAUGCCGAAAGAGAUUAUCACGGCAACACUCGCAGUCACGGGGACUCCGAACGUACAGAGCCUCACAACGGUAAUCGCCAGCAAACAGUCAAUGGCGAGAGGCUGGUGUCGAACACCAUGUUCACAAACGGUGGGUCACGGAGGGAAGGUCACCGGCGUGGCGAGAGUCUGGACUUGUGCGGUAACAACAUCGUGCUUAACAAUGACAAAAACAGCAGUCAUCAAGUACCACCACAGCACAAAGAAAUGAGCAAAACCAAACCCGAUAAUCAAAACCCACCCAACAUCCUGCCGGUCUCUGGAAAACUGGAGCAUCCACAGACCAACGACUCUCUGGUGCGUCCAUCAGCUUUCAAACCCGUGGUGCCCAAGAGCUUUCAUUCCAUGCAGAAUCUGGUGUGCCCCCUUCAGACCAGCUCAGGGACGGGCGGGGGUCCGGGCAGCAGUGGCAGUCAAGGUAGCGGAGGAGAGAAAGGAAUCCAGAGCAUUUCUGGGGCCCAGUGGGAGCAGGACAGUCCCAGCAGCCGAGGGACACACACCGGCGCAAACAGGCCCGGGCAGGGCUGUCUUUCCGAUUCCGGGCGGAACUCCCUCACCAGUCUGCCCACUUACACGGGGUCAAGCUACGGACCGCCGCCCGCGCUCGGCCCGCUCAGUGCCUCCACCAGUCAUAUCAACCGGCUGGGCACCGUUGCCCUGGAGAAAAUCGAAAAGCCGGGUUACCAAAACGGGCUGAGUGCAUCUGACAGCGGCCGUUCCUCCUCAGGCAAGAGUUCUUCAUCGUAUCAACGCCUAAGUCAUCUGAGCGAUGCUUCUGCACCUCUGAGACCUUCUCCAUCCUCAGAUGAUGUCAUUCAAGAUCUGGAAGACCGUCUGUGGGAGAGAGAGCAAGAGGUAAGUGGCGUGAUGCACAUGCGGCGUAACCUGGACCAGAGCGAGGCGGCCAUCACGCAGGUGUUCGAGGAGAAGCAGCGCGUUUGGGAGCGUGAGAUGGAGGAGUUGAGACAGAACUACGCUGGACGUCUGCAGCAGGUGACCCGACGGGCUCAGCGCACACAGCAGGCCCUGCAGGCGCAGAUCAGCCAUCUGCAGCAGGACAAACGCAGACUGCAGGACGAGAUGACCCUGCUGCUCGCUCAGAGAGAAGAGCUGGAGAAGAAGUGUUUGGACUACAGGAAGGAGCAGGCCGACAUCCUGCCCAGACUCGAGGAGACCAAGUGGGAGGUGUGUCAGAAGGCCGGCGAGAUCUCUCUUCUGAAGCAGCAGCUGCGUGACAGUCAGGGUGAGGCGACACAGCGAGCCGGAGAGAUGGUGGCACUGAGAGGCCAACUGAAAGAUCUCAACGCCCAGCUGAGAGAGAGAGAAGAGGCCGAGAUCAGCCUGAAGGAGUCCUUCUGCACAAAGACCCUGGAGCUGGAGCGCUGUGAGGCCGAACUACAGACCAUGCUGGCGGAGGUCACAGUACUGAGAGACAAACUGAGCGCCUUUGAGACAGAAGUGAGCCGGCUGAAGAAAGCCCUGAGUGAGCUGAGCUGCAGUAGUGCCAGUCACGCAAGCGAGCCUAGUUUGGCUGAAAUGGGGCAGCUGGUGGUGUCCCACAGCCAAGAGCACCUCCUAUCCCCUCUGAGCCCUCCGGAGAUGCACACAUCUCUCCCCGCCCUUCCUCCUCUCACCCCACUGCCCGCCCUGCCUGCUCCAGAUCCGCUGCUGAGCGACGACUCCAAGGUCCAGUGGCAGGAGUCAGGCGACCUGCGGCGACAACUGGAGCGUCUGCAGGGCGAGCUACGUUUGGAGCGGCAGCAGCGCAAGCGACAGUCCGUCACCUUCGCGCAAGAGCGCCAAACCUGGCAGGACGAGAAGGAGCGGGUGCUGAAGUACCAAGCACAGCUGCAGCUCAGCUACGUGGAGAUGUUGCAGAAGAACCAGGCGCUGGAGGACCGUGUGGACAAGCUGGGAGUCCAGGAUGCAACUCCAUCCCUGGCGCCCCCCGUGACCUCACAGGACGUCCCCGCACCUGUUUCCAUCUCUCUAUCGAUCACCUCCCCCACGUCUCCAGCAGCGGAGAACAAGAUGCCAGAUCUGCACCAACUUGCUCCACCGUGGCCGGUUCCGACUCUACUGGAGAGGAUUGAGUCGACGGAGAUCUGACUGCGGCGAAUGUGAACUCGACGAUGCAGUAAAACCUGUAAAGUCCUGAUCACACUCGCAUUCAGUACAAUCCAAAAAACAAAUGGUGACAGCUUCCGAGGACUGUCCAAGGAUGCCCUGCUUGUUUGGGGCAGGCGUUUGGGUUGAGGGCUGGUUUGUUGGUUGGUUAUGCGCAUCUGUGUGGCCUUAUCA